AUGGGGAUGAGUGCAAUGAAUUGGAGCACCGGCAUCUGUGACUGUUGCUCUGAUAUGAGCUCCUGUUGCUACGGAUAUUGGUGUUUCCCCUGCAUGCAGUGUCAGACAGCCAGUAAAAAUGGAUGGUGUUGCGCAAUGCCACUCCUGGACAUUUGCUGUGUGGUGUCCUGCUUACUCCGUCAGUCCAUCAGAAAGCGCUACAACAUUGUUGGCUCGUUCGUUGAUGAUGCCAGCAAUGUGAUUUUCUGUCACCCAUGCGCCUGGUGCCAGAUGUAUCGUGAGCUGAACAUCAGGGAAAACCAGCAGCCUGCUAACUCAUCAGUGGUCACCACUCAGGUGGUCCGUGGAUAA
Messenger RNA from Maylandia zebra (zebra mbuna), 351 nucleotides. Its product is annotated as placenta-specific gene 8 protein-like. The record is from RefSeq and is a predicted model, not a curated record. NCBI's taxonomy places the organism in Eukaryota, Metazoa, Chordata, Actinopteri, Cichliformes, Cichlidae.